AUGCAGUUUUCCGUCGCCGUCCUCGCUCUCUUUGGAACUCUUGCAGUUGCCAAUCCGUUCUAUCCGAACCUCUCCCUUCGCAGUUGCUCCUGCGAGGAGACUCCAUGCUGCGAGGUUGAAGGCUGCUGCUACCCUUGCAGGGAAGGCUCCGAUGCCGACUGCGCCCCUGAAGUUACUGAGCGAUCGCUUGUUGAUGUCGUAGUGUAA
Messenger RNA from Neoarthrinium moseri, 207 nucleotides. RefSeq lists its product as uncharacterized. Lineage: Eukaryota; Fungi; Ascomycota; Sordariomycetes; Amphisphaeriales; Apiosporaceae. The transcript is spliced from 2 exons. The coding region runs from base 1 to 207 and encodes 68 amino acids. The record is from RefSeq and is a predicted model, not a curated record.